Cottoperca gobio is the source of this 2495-nucleotide messenger RNA. RefSeq lists its product as uncharacterized. Gene Ontology annotation, biological process: regulation of GTPase activity. NCBI's taxonomy places the organism in Eukaryota, Metazoa, Chordata, Actinopteri, Perciformes, Bovichtidae. Gene Ontology annotation, molecular function: GTPase activator activity; small GTPase binding. The record is from RefSeq and is a predicted model, not a curated record.
CAUUUUCAGUUGGUGGUGACGUAGUGAAAGGGGCGGGUCGAAAGUGACCGUUGAGUUUGACAGUAGUCAGCGACACACGACUGCCAGGGCAUUGUUGGCUGCUGUGAUUUUUGAAACGGGAAACAUUGUGUUUAACUUCAAACAACUAUAUUGUAUAACUAUGAGGAGUAUAAACAGUAGUAACGCCAGCAGGAGAAGCUCAACAAUUAGAAGACGUAGUGAGAAUUUGCGUUUUGAUGAAUUCGGCUUUUUCUUUACUAAACGAAAGGACCAAAAACUCCAUCAUCGAUGUCAUGAUUACAGCUACCCCCAGCUGAGCUCAGUGAGAGUGAAAGAGCUGUGUGAGCUACUCAGCUACUGGAAUGGAGCCAGCUUUAUCUGCAAGAGCCAGAUUGAGAGAUUCAUCAGGAUGGGUAUUCCUCCAAGUCUGCGAGGUAGAGUUUGGAAGUGUCUUCUCACCGUUGACAGUCUGAGAGAAACCAGUGACUUCAGCUACCAGAAGUGUUUGUUAGAGGUGCGAGGGCCCCUGGUGGACCUGGGAGUCAGUGAGUAUGGCAUCCUGUCUGCAAUCGCCACACUGAGCGAAACCCAAAACGAACUGGGUUUGAACAAUCAGCAGCCCUCCAGCUGCUCUGAGCCAAGAUACUCUGUAGACGACAUCACACUCUUCAGACAGAUCGCCCUGGACCUACAACGUUCCUUCCCGACCCACCGCUCUCUGAUGGGGGAGAGCCCAGAAGCCAUUGAGGGUCAGGCUAAACUCUUCAGGGUCCUCAUCGCUUACGCCAAAUACAGCCCGCAGGUUGGAUACAGUCAAGGGAUGUCCUACAUAGCUGCUGUGCUGCUGAUGCAGUUGGGAGAGGAGGAGGCGUUUUGGGCUCUGACAGCAUUGUUGGAUAAACCCAAAUAUCUGGCUGAACUGUUUGACCUCAGCCUCACCAAGGUCCAGCACCAGGUGAAGGUCUUUGACCAGUUCCUGAAACACAGGAAGCCACAGCUCUCUCAGCACAUGGAGUCAGUGGGAGUCUUAUCAGUCCACUUUGUGAUGCCAUGGUUCCUCACUCUCUUCACUUCCCUGCCCUGCUGGGACUCUGUGUUGGCUGUCUGGGAUCUCAUCAUUCUGCACGGCCUGUCGGCUGUGUUCCGUACUGCUCUGACCAUCAUUGAGCUCCUGGAGCCUCGACUGAUGGACUUGAAUGAUGAGGGAGCAGUGUUACCCCUGCUGCUGAGAGUACCUGUUGAUGUAGCCCAGUACACUGUGUUGGUCCCUGCCCUGUGGAAUACUGAGGUCCAGGACUGGGAGCUUAAAUGUAUGAACAGCCUGGUGUUGGACGAGAGCCACCAUGGACACAACACAGAACGGUGUCAAAAACAGAAGGCCACACUGCCAGCCCAAGUCAGUGGAGGUAAUGAAAAUGUUUCAACAUCUUCAGAAGGAGAAAAGAUGACAGACUCAGUUACCGGGGCUAAGAGUCUACUGACCCGGGUGGUGCGCCUGGCCCAGCGGUACCUGUUGGAUCCAAUGAGUAGACAUCGGGUUGAAGUGAAGAGUUCUCAAACACAGAACAAGCCCAGACAGCGCAGUCCUGCACUUGGACACGUGUUCAAGAGUCGGACCUCGGCUUCACUAACACAAGCUCAGAUGAGAUCCAGGAGGCAGAGCCAACAGAGAGGUGGGGCACAGCAGGGGAGCAGUGGUGAUGUCACUGUGGCAGAUACUGCUGGGAAACCUGACAGAUCUGAGCAAAGCUUCAAGAAGACAGGUACAGGACCUGUUGGCAAGGUGGCCAGUCGCCGUAGCAACCCCAGCCUUGGCCAGCCUCUCAGAGUCAAGUCCCUCCAUCUUCUACGAAAUGGCAAGAACUCGCUGAGACAGACCCAUCCCUCCUCCUCCAUCCAAUCCUCUACCCUUCCUACCUCUUCCUCCGUCCCGUCUUCAAGUCCUCUAUCCUCCAUUGCUCCUCAAAGUGGGGAUCAGCAACAGCAGCAAGACACACCCAGGGCGGCUCUCAUCAAGGAGUUGUCUUCCAGGCAUCAGACCAGCGUCCUCUUCAGGAACGCUCGAGAGUCCAAGCUGAUCUGACACUGAAGAAGGGAGAGGAAGAUGAUGGAACUAGUGAAGCGAUAAAAUGCACUAAAUGUUUACAUAACAUAUGAAACCACAAUAGUUAGUUUUGUAAAUUAGGGGAUCUUGUAACUAACUCAUUACUUUGGUCUAAAUGUGAAGUGGGGACUCUGUGCAGGGUCCAUUCCAGCAUGGAUCCAAACUGCAGUUGCUGCUGUAAAGCUGUAACACUCACACAAGCUAGAGAAUCUUUGUACUGCUUUUAAUAUAUUGUAAGAGUGUGUGCAAUGGUGCAUGUAGCAUGUAUUUUGAUACUACUUUGCGCUGCACUGGUGCUGUUUAUUUUUCCAGAUGAUCCAUAAAUGCUUAACCAUGACUCUUACAUGACUCUUAUUGUCUUACACAGUUGGUACUAAUAAAAUAUUCAUAU